CUUUCUGGGAAGUGUAGUCGUAAAUGUUUUGGGAGGUCACCUGGUUUCCUAUUGCUAGUCACGAAAUGUAACUAUAAUCAACUCUGGGCGGAAAAACUAGCAGAAUUAACUAUAAUCAACUCUGGGCGGAAAAACUAGCAGAAUCCUUAGCAUUGGAGCGAAGGGCAGAGAAUCCCAGAAGCAUGUGUGUUGGGACCAGGGAACAAACAUACUCAAAAAACUUCAAGAACUUUGAAUCACACUCAUUAAAGAAGAAACAACAGCAAAAACCCAGAACACACACCUUGGGAGCCGAGAAAACAGAAGUCCUCAGUGAAGACCUGUUACAGAUUGAGCGGCGCCUGGAUACAGUGCGGUCGAUGUGCCACCAUUCCCAUAAGCGCCUGAUAGCGUGCUUCCAGGGCCAGCAUGGAACUGACGCAGAGAGGAGACACAAAAAGCUCCCCCUGACAGCUCUGGCUCAGAAUAUGCAAGAGGCAUCCACUCAGCUGGAAGAGUCUCUCCUGGGGAAGAUGCUGGAGACAUGUGGAGAUGCUGAGAAUCAGCUGGCUCUCGAGCUCUCGCAGCAUGAGGUCUUUAUUGAGAAAGAGAUCGUGGACCCUUUGUACGGCAUAGCAGAGGUGGAUAUUCCCAACAUCCAGAAACAGAGGAAACAGCUCGCCAAGCUGGUCUUAGACUGGGAUUCGGUCAGAGCCAGGUGGAACCAAGCUCACAAAUCUUCAGGAGCCAAUUUUCAGGGGCUUCCAUCAAAAAUAGAUACCCUAAAAGAAGAGAUGGAUGAAGCUGGAAAUAAAGUAGAACAGUGCAAGGAUCAACUUGCAGCAGACAUGUACAACUUCAUGGCCAAAGAAGGGGAGUACGGCAAAUUCUUUGUUACGUUAUUAGAAGCCCAAGCAGAUUACCAUAGAAAAGCAUUAGCAGUCUUAGAAAAGGCCCUUCCCGAAAUGCGAGCCCAUCAAGAUAAGUGGGCGGAAAAGCCAGCCUUCGGGACUCCUCUGGAAGAGCACCUGAAGCGGAGCGGGCGGGAGAUCGCACUCCCCAUCGAAGCCUGUGUCAUGUUGCUCCUAGAGACGGGCAUGAAGGAGGAGGGCCUUUUCCGAAUCGGGGCUGGGGCCUCCAAGUUGAAGAAACUGAAAGCUGCUUUAGACUGUUCUACUUCUCAUCUGGAUGAGUUCUACUCAGACCCCCAUGCCGUAGCAGGUGCUUUGAAGUCCUAUUUACGGGAAUUGCCUGAACCUUUGAUGACUUUUAGUCUAUAUGAAGAAUGGACACAAGUUGCAAGUGUGCAGGAUCAAGACAAAAAACUUCAAGAUUUAUGGAGAACAUGUCAGAAGUUGCCACCACAAAAUUUUGUUAACUUUAGGUAUUUAAUCAAGUUCCUUGCAAAGCUUGCUCAGACCAGCGACGUUAACAAAAUGACUCCUAGCAACAUCGCGAUUGUGUUAGGCCCUAACUUGUUAUGGGCCAAAAAUGAAGGAACGCUUGCUGAGAUGGCAGCAGCCACAUCUGUCCACGUGGUGGCCGUGAUUGAGCCCAUCAUUCAGCAUGCUGACUGGUUCUUCCCGGAAGAGAUAGAAUUUAAUGUAUCAGAAGCAUUUGUACCUCUCACCACCCCAAAUUCUAAUCACUCAUCCCACACUGGAAAUGACUCUGACUCGGGGACCCUAGAGAGGAAGCGGCCCGCCAGCAUGGCAGUGAUGGAAGGGGACCUGGUGAAGAAGGAGAGCUUUGGUGUGAAGCUUAUGGACUUCCAGGCCCACCGGCGGGGUGGCACUCUAAAUAGAAAGCACAUAGCCCCUGCUUUCCAGCCACCACUCCCACCCACAGAUGGCAGCACCUUGGCUCCAGCAGGCCCAGAGCCUCCUUCCCAGGGCUCUAGGGCUGAAAGCAGCUCAGGGGGUGGGGCUGUCCCCUCCUCUGCGAGCAUACUGGAGCAGGGGCCAAGCCCAGGCGACAGCAGUCCUCCCAAACCCAAGGAUUCUGUAUCUGCCGCAUCUGCACCAGGGAGAAACAGCAGCCAGAUAAGCACUGGACAAAACCAGGCACAGGCGACUGCCAGCUCCCAUCAGCUCUCUGCAGGCCCCGCACAUGGUGCCGCUGGGCCUAGCCCUCACACGCUGCGCCGAGCUGUUAAAAAACCUGCUCCAGCACCCCCAAAACCAGGAAACCCACCUCCUGGCCAUCCCGGGAGCCAAAGUUCUCCGGGAACAUCUCAGCUUCCACCCAGUCUGUCACCAAAGCCGUCCACCCGAAGUCCUUCCCCUCCUGUCCAGCACACAGGCCAGGCUCCAAGCCAGCCCUCCAGCACCGCCCAGCUCUCUGCACCCCGGAGGUACUCCAGCAGCCUAUCUCCAAUCCAAGCUCCCAGCCACCCGCCACCACAGCCCCCAACCCAGGCCAUGCCGCUGAUGCACUCCAAGCCAAACAGCCAGACCCCACCCAACCCCAUGGCCUUGCCCAGUGAACAUGGACUUGAGCAGCCACCGCACACCCCUCCCCAGACUCCAACGCCCCCCAGUACUCCACCCCUAGGUAAACAGAAUCCUGGCCUGCCAGCUUCUCAGACCCACGCGGUGAAUAACCCCGAGACUGUGCAGCUCCAUGCUGGAACCUUACCAAGACCGAGACCAGUACCAAAGCCAAGGAAUCGACCCAGUGUGCCUCCACCCCCACAUCCUCCUGGUGCCCACUCAGCUGGGGAUGGCAGCCUCACCAAUGCAGUGCCUACAGCUUCCAAAAUAGUAACGGAUGCCCUUCCCAGUGCCCUCUCAGGUGGGGAAGGUUUCCAGGACUAAGACGGAAAUUCUAGGGUUUCUGACCCGCUUCGCAGCAUCUUUCCUGAAAUACACUCAGACUCUGCAAGCAAAGACCUGCCCCCCGGCCGCAUUCUGCUGGACAUAGACAAUGACACGGAAAGUACCGCCCUGUGAAGAAAGCC
Messenger RNA from Tupaia belangeri chinensis (Chinese tree shrew), 2938 nucleotides. RefSeq names its product Rho GTPase activating protein 17 (gene ARHGAP17). Gene Ontology annotation, cellular component: cytoplasm; cytosol; intracellular anatomical structure. The record is from RefSeq and is a predicted model, not a curated record. Gene Ontology annotation, molecular function: protein binding; GTPase activator activity. The coding region runs from base 183 to 2795 and encodes 870 amino acids. Lineage: Eukaryota; Metazoa; Chordata; Mammalia; Scandentia; Tupaiidae. Gene Ontology annotation, biological process: positive regulation of GTPase activity; regulation of Rac protein signal transduction; signal transduction. The transcript is spliced from 23 exons.